This is a messenger RNA of Centruroides sculpturatus (bark scorpion), 1677 nucleotides long. RefSeq lists its product as uncharacterized. The transcript has a single exon. Lineage: Eukaryota; Metazoa; Arthropoda; Arachnida; Scorpiones; Buthidae. The record is from RefSeq and is a predicted model, not a curated record. Bases 1 to 1677 code for a protein of 558 amino acids.
AUGACAACUAAAUGCCUAGUUUUGUCUGCUUUGGUCAACAAAACUAGGCAUUUAGUUGUCAUGAAGAGACAUACGUUUGACAAGGAAUUACAUGCUUACAUCAAUAAGACCGAAUGUGAAAUUAUUGACGACAAAAUAAUUGUAUCUUUGGACAGAAGGGUCAAGAAGUUAGAACGCUCAAGUCUCGCUUUGCCUUUUCUGAAGAAAUGUCACAAUCCAAGUUCAGGAGCUCCAAGAUUAUUUGCGUUUGCUAAGACGCACAAAACCGGAAAUGAAUUAAGACCAGUGGUAGAGAAGUGUAGGGGGCCCACCUUCAUCUUAGAAAAAAGGCUACAUAAAUAUUUAUCCUCACAGCUAGAAGAUGAUAGACUGGUGGCAAAAGAUCCUCUUGUGGUAGUGAAGGAAGUGCAAGAUAUUUCUUUAAUGGAAGACGAAGUAGCGACCGUUUUAGAUUAUGAAAGUAUGUAUCCUUCAGUAAGGAUUGAAUCAUGUGUGGGGGCAUUAUUGAAUUUCAUGUACAACAACAACCCUCAGUUGCUUAGUUACACCCAAGACGUAGAGGAACUAGCUAGCCUGGUAUGCCAUCAAUCUUGUUUUACUUUUUGUGGUCAAAUAUACAAGCAGAAAAGAGGGGAUCCGAUGGGAAGUCCCCUCUCUGGAAUUCUUUGCGAGUUAGUAGUUAGAAGAUUAAAAAGAAGAGUUCUACGAAAUUUUACGGAAGAUGUCAUACAUUUCGUCAGAUAUGUGAAUGACAUUUUUAUAUUAUGGAGAAAUAAUAGCAGGAUACAUGAAUUUUUGAAUAGAAUCAAUAAUAACAAAGAUGGUCUUAGAUUAAAAUUAGAGCAAAAAAGUACCUUAAAUGUGCACUUCUUGGACAUUAAUAUCAAGUUCAUGGGAGAUCAUUUGUCCACCAGCGUAUAUAUUAAACUUACUCACACCCCGCUAUAUAUACCAGCACAGUCCAUGGAUCCAUAUCGAUAUAAAAUGGCCGCAUUUCAAACUUUGAUAAGAAGAGCCUAUUUGUAUUGUGAUAGAAUCGGUGACAGGAAUAAAGAAAUUGACAGAAUAUUGCAAGUAGCCCAGACCCUAGGUUACAAGAAAAGCACCAUUGUAGGCUUACUCAAAAAAUAUGAAAGGAACAAAGAGAGAAAAAGCUUAAAUACCGCUCCCAAUAGACGCUUGAAGUUUACAUAUAACAGUAAUUUGAACAGUAUUAUGAAAGAAGUUGCUAAUAGGAAACAAGCAAGAAUGGUUUUAAAAAGAGCCCCAAAUUUAUAUAAGAUAUUGAGGAAUGAUAAGGAUAGAAUAAAAACAGAAGAAAAACCAGGUGUCUAUAAAGUUCCUUAUGAGAACAUCCAACUAGAUGUUAAGAAAGACUACAUCGGCGUCACCAACAGGAGCUUAAAAGUAAGACUAAAAGAGCAUCGUUAUAACGUAAAAAAAGGAUCCAAUGCUACAGUUUUGUCGCAAAUGUCGCAAUUCCAAGGUUCGGUGGUGAAAUGGGACGAGGCAACAAUUAUAAAACCAGUAUCUUCCCCCACUUUAUCAAUGACGACGGAGAAGAUUGAAAUAUAUAGGAGGAGGCUACGUGAGGGAUGUUUAAAUGCGAAAGAUGCUGAGAGCCUGUCGUCGGCGUGGAAAUAUAUGAUUAAAAAGUGCACUGAAAACUCAAGCUAG